Urocitellus parryii (Arctic ground squirrel) is the source of this 1662-nucleotide messenger RNA. It is a transcript of the gene Hsd11b2, whose product is annotated as hydroxysteroid 11-beta dehydrogenase 2. NCBI's taxonomy places the organism in Eukaryota, Metazoa, Chordata, Mammalia, Rodentia, Sciuridae. The record is from RefSeq and is a predicted model, not a curated record. Gene Ontology annotation, biological process: glucocorticoid metabolic process. Gene Ontology annotation, cellular component: intracellular membrane-bounded organelle. Gene Ontology annotation, molecular function: 11-beta-hydroxysteroid dehydrogenase (NAD+) activity.
AUGGAGCGCUGGCCUUGGCCGUCGGGCGGCGCCUGGCUGCUCGUGGCGGCCCGCGCGCUGCUGCAGCUACUGCGCGCAGACCUGCGUCUGGGCCGCCCGCUACUGGCGGCGCUGGCGCUGCUGGCCGCGCUCGACUGGCUGUGCCAGCGCCUGCUGCCCCCGCCGGCUGCACUCGCCGUGUUGGCUGCCGCCGGCUGGAUCGCGUUGUCCCGCCUGGCGCGCCCGCUGCGCCUGCCGGUGGCCACUCGCGCGGUGCUCAUCACCGGCUGCGACUCUGGUUUUGGCAAGGAGACGGCCAAGAAACUGGACGCCAUGGGCUUCACGGUGCUGGCCACCGUGUUGGAGUUGAAUAGCCCCGGCGCCCUAGAGCUACGUGCCUGCUGUUCCCCUCGCCUAAGGCUGCUGCAGAUGGACCUGACUAAACCAGCAGACAUUAGACGUGCGCUGGAGUUCACCAGGGCUCACACCACCAGCACUGGCCUGUGGGGCCUGGUCAACAAUGCAGGCCUCAACGACAUAGUAGCUGACGUGGAGCUAUCUCCAGUGGCCACAUUYCGCACCUGCAUGGAGGUGAAUUUCUUUGGUGCAUUGGAGCUGACCAAGGGCCUCCUGCCGCUCCUACGCCACUCAAAGGGUCGCAUUGUAACAGUGGGUAGCCCAGCAGGAGACAUGCCAUAUCCAUGCUUGGCAGCCUAUGGGACCUCCAAGGCAGCCAUGGCACUGCUCAUGGACUCAUUCAGCUGUGAACUGCUUCCCUGGGGGAUCAAAGUCAGUGUCAUCCAGCCUGGCUGCUUCAAGACAGAGUCAGUGAGAAAUGUGAGCCGAUGGGAACAGCGCAAGCAAUUACUACUGGCCAACCUGCCCCAAGAGCUGCUGCAAGCCUACGGUGAAGACUACAUCGAACACUCGCAUGGGCAGUUUCUGCAUUCGUUGACCCUGGCCCUACCUGACCUCAGCCCGGUUGUCGAUGCCAUCACUGACGCGCUGCUGGCAGCUCGGCCACGCCGCCGCUAUUACCCAGGCCGCGGCGUGGGGCUCAUGUACUUCAUCCACUACUACCUGCCAGAGGGCCUGAGGCGCCGCUUCCUGCAGAACUUCUUCAUUAAUCCCUGUCUUCCCCGAGCACUGCGGCCUGGCCAGGACACACCCCAGGCCCUAAAACCCAACCCAAACCCUUCCCCAGUGGCAGCUCGGUGAGCUCUGUGUACAUAAGGCCUAGCUGCUCCAGCAUAGGAGGCUCUGUGAGCCCUUGGCUCUUCCCUGGCUAUUAUGACCCCCCAAAACCUAUCCUAGAGCCUAGCCUAAACCACUGCAGCCCUACCCACUGCAGAUGCCCAGUCCAGGCCCAGAAGGCUGAGGUUUUCCAGUGAGCUUCUGGGCCUCUCUACUGCUUCAUGAGCCUACAAAGACACCUCUUGGGCACAGUGUUCCACCCUUCAGCUUGGAGAACYCAGUUGAAUGGGGAGUUUAGUGCACAAUUUAGCUGUAGCCUUUGACAGGACCCUGCAAAUAGUACCUCUGCAAACUAAGGAGUGACUGGGUGAUUAGGGACUCUUCCAGGAUUGUUUCUCAGCACCCAUGCCUCAGUGCUGCAAAUCCAUGGUUAAAUUCCAAGUGUCUCUUGACCAACUCAAGAAUUGGAAGCCCAGCCUCCCUCCCCAA